This is a messenger RNA of Periconia digitata, 1815 nucleotides long. The record is from the annotation of a GenBank genome assembly. Lineage: Eukaryota; Fungi; Ascomycota; Dothideomycetes; Pleosporales; Periconiaceae.
CACCUUGUUUAUUGCUUGUCCCACGUUCUCUCACUGCUCUAUAAGUCUUUCACUCUGUUAAACGUACUAAAUUCUUUCCUGCCGCCUACUCACCUAGUCUUUUCCAAUUCUGCGAGGAACUUUCGCUUCUGCUUCUCUUUGUCAUCAAACUCUCAUUCAACUACAAUCAUUCGCAGACAAAAAUCGAAAUCGAGCGCUAUGUCAUCAGAACCUAUUCGUCCUAGGUUCACUCGCUAUCCAGCGCCACGUCUCCCAUAUGAUUCGAAAAUUCACCGAUCACCGCGACAUCCGAAUGGCUCCCGGUUCGAUGUGAGGGCUACGUAUGGAGAUAAUCAUGCGCUGAAGCAGCACCAGCGACGACAACAACAAUAUGUAUCCACACAAUCUCGCAGUAUCAACUUCAAGUGGGAUGAGAAAGGAGAAGACGUUGCGACGAGGGCAGCGGAACCAACCAUCAACGACCUCUUCAUGCGAGCGAACGUCAGCAGGGAGGAACGACAGUUACACAGGAUGUGGAGGAUCGAGCGUAAUAGGCAAGCAAACGGGGGUAUCCAAAAGCAGAGGAAGAUGAAGGCCAGGAGCAACAUAUAUAACAGCUAUGAGAUGCUCAAUGGCCUGUACAAGGCUAUAUGCGCCCUCUUCGGUCCUACGGACGUCGAAAACAAGGACGAAUACGAAUAUACCACCGAAUCAGAGCAUGAAAACGACGACGACUACGGCGAGGAGGAGCCAAAACCACCACGACAGUGUCUUGAUCGUAAUCCCGACCCACCUACCCGCAUCCACCAACAAAGCAUCUUCGCAGCGAUCCUCCUCCUCCUCACAAACCUUCCCUCCGCCACCGCCAUAGCAACAGUAACAACACCAUCAACCCCAAACUACCCUUUCUCCAUCUGGACAGAAGCCUACGCCUUCCUCUUCCAAGACCCAUACUUCAUCCGUGCCUAUGCGACGAUUAACACCACCACUCCCACCAUCUCCUCCUCUCCAUGGACGGCGCCAACAAAUACCAUCCCAAAAUUCAUCAUGCUAGUCUUUCUCUGGAUUCUCAUGCAACCCUUCCUUCUCCUGACUUCCUUCCUCUUCCUCCUAACAGCACUGAUCCCACUCCACCACAACAACACAAGCUCACCCUCCACCCCGUCUUCAUCUUUCGCAUUCUCCAUCUCUCUCCUACUAAUUCUCUUCCCAUUCAUCCUCUCCCGUCUCCGCAGAAAGAAGAUGAAUGUCACAGAGUGCAUCUUCUAUCUCCUCCUCGCGCUAGGCGCGCACAUAUCCCGCGUCCCCUCUCCGAUAUCAACGGAAAUAGCAGCGGCACCUUUUCCACGCAGACGCAUAUUCUUCCAACUCGCGAUGCUGGGUGUCUGGAUGUGCGUAUCGCAGUCGCGCACCGUGCACAAAUACGCUUGUAUUGCGGUAAAGCACGUCACUGGUAAAGCCGCGAAUACUCUGGUUUCUAUUGCUGAGGUGGUUUGGCCACUCGUCGACUUUGUACUUGGAUUCGUUGGGUUUAUGAUUUUUGCGGUCGCGUAUGGGGUUAAAGUUGUGGGUCCGUGGGGCGCGAAGAGGGUAAAGAGGGCGUAUGUUCUGGCGUGGGUGUGGGUGCUUGGGCCGGUUUGGAAGGUUGGGUGGAGGGUGAAGAUGGUUGUGAAGAGGAUUGGGCCAGGGGAGUUGUUGGUGGCACUGGUGGUGCUGGUGGCUGGGAGGUGGUGGGUUGGAGAGGGAGAUUGGGCGGAUGAUUUGGUUGCUGGGGAGUUGAUGUGGAUUGAAAUUGUGGGUGCUGCGAUAUUGGGCUUGAGGAUGUUGUUCAUGUAG